Oncorhynchus nerka (sockeye salmon) is the source of this 4179-nucleotide messenger RNA. RefSeq lists its product as uncharacterized. Lineage: Eukaryota; Metazoa; Chordata; Actinopteri; Salmoniformes; Salmonidae. The transcript is spliced from 8 exons. The coding region runs from base 1 to 4179 and encodes 1392 amino acids. The record is from RefSeq and is a predicted model, not a curated record. Gene Ontology annotation, molecular function: protein binding.
AUGGCAGCCUGUUGGCAGAGUGUAAACAGAGACUGCUCCUGCUUGGCUGGGGAGUGGGACCCUGUGUGUUCAGACAACGGCAUCACCUACACAUCUCCCUGCCUCGCAGGCUGCUCCAGCAUUACAGGUUUUGGCAAGAACGCGAGUUUAAACGAAGAUGAUCCAGGUGAUCAUCAAAGUUUGGAAGGUCAAGUCCAGAAAAUGAAGAAUGAUAUCCUGGGUUUAAACUAUCCAGAAGAUAGUGAAGUGAAGGAUCCCCUGCCUCAGAUCGAGCUGAAGGCUGUGACAAGGAGAAAAGUUAAGACCAAGAGGAGGACCAGUGCCAACAGGUCCACAGUUGAACAGAGCACUGAUACUGAUGCAGCCGAGAGAGAUUUAUUUGAUAAUCAGAGUGAUGAAGAUGAGGAUAAGGUGAAGAAGGAUCCCCUGCCUCAGAUGGAGCAGGAUGCCGUGAAGAGAAAUAAAGUCAAGACCAAGAGGACCAAGAGAAACAAAGUGGAGCAGAUCACUGAUACAGAUGCAGGUCCCUCUACAUCUGUGGAAUCUUCUGGGAUGACAGUUCAGGGGACAUCUCACCAGGGACAAUCUAAUGAAAAGAUCCUAAGUGAGUGUGUCUCCAGGGCCUGUCAGACCAGGGCUCUUGACCUCCCGCCAAUCGAUCCGGAUGCUUUCAACCCGAUUAUCAUCCGGUUUCUGGAAAAACUUACUGAGGAGCAAUGGAGGCAGUUAAACAUUGGCAGGAUGGACCCUGUGAUGAGGGCAUUGCUUGCAGAGAUGUGCCUGGAGAUUGUGCGGUUUGUAUCUGAGGCCAUCCUGGAGGUCAUCAUCCCUGCAAUUUUCCGUUUUGUACGGAUAUACAGCCAUGUGUCUCCAGUAUCCGGCAAGUCUCUGACAGAAUCAGAGAGAUCCUCUAGCACAAACCUGAAGGUUCACAAGAGAGGCAGCAGCAAAUCCUCAAGGUCUUGCACGGCCAAAUCAAGCUCCUCUCGUAAUGGGUCUCAGACAGUGUUGCCAAAUACUCAGGGAGAUCGUGAGUCUAUAUCAUCUGAGCCACUCAGGGACUUUUUUGGGAUCACUGAGGACAGUCUCCUCACUGGUGUCCAGGAUUCCUUCAAAGAGUCGCUGAACAAUGUCCUCUGUAUCCAAAGAGAGGGACAGGUAGACACUCAAAGUCUAUCCCGGGUUAUUGUUGGAGAAGUGUCAAAGAAGGUCAAUUCCAUAAUCUCUGUGGCCAUCCAAACUCCCAUCUCUGGCCAAAUGUCCCCUGUCAUUUUUGCCAGUGGUGGUGUCUCCAGAACCAAGGUUGUUGAGGAGAUGGUGUCUGGCGUUUCCAACAUACUUCAGAUGUAUAUUAAUGGGAAGAGUGUUGAGCAGAGUGUUGUUCUCAGAGAGGAUGGUGUUGAGGUGGAUAUGACACAUUUAACAGGACAGGUCAUGACAGCCCUCAGUGGCACUGUUUUGAACUUCAGCAAUAAGGAGGAAAAUGAUCCCGACAAGAGGGAACUGCUUUGUGUUGUUGCUGACCAUAUGAAGAUGCUUGAAGCUUGUAAAAGUCCAGAGGAGAUGCUAAAACAAGGAGAGAGCAACCUCAAUAUCAAAGGUGCCAAAUCUAGUCUUCGUCUGUCAACACAAAGUAUGAACAGACUACUCACUGAGGAGGUUCAGACCAAGGCCACUGAAUCGAUCCGGGAGAUUGUUAAAAGAUUCAGGGGUUGUACAUCAUGUUGUUCUGGCACUACAUCAUCUAGUCCAACUCCUAGGAUAGGUGAGAUCAGAGACCUUAUGAUUGACCCUGAGGCCUCUGAGUUGGUAAGUACCUUUGUUUCAGACAUGGACAAUCUUACCCAGUUUAUCAGGGCAUCCUGCUCUCCUGCACAGAGUGAGCAGAUCCUUCUUGAAAACCAUCAGAGUAAGAUCUGGUCUUACACUGUUGGCUGUUACUACGACAUGAAAAAUAUGCUGAAGAGGAUUCUUACCUGUCCAAAAAAAGGGGAUCUCGCAAGUACAUUUGUGAAGAGCACAAAAGAUUCUUUCACAAUGGUUCCAACUUUUUGCCUGGACUUCGAUCAUUCCAGUAAUGGUGAGGCUGACACAUCGGACUCCAUUUCUUGUAAACCACUUUUAAUAACCCCCUCAUCUAUGAAUAAACAAAAAGGACAAAGUGAGACCCCAAAACCUCUCUUGGCUCUCAAAAAGUAUUUGCAAGACCAAGUCCUCCUUGACACCACAAAAGCGAUUGCCAGCCAGGUUCUAGUCUUGUAUAAGACUGAGGUGAUGGAGAAGUUCUCAUCUUCUGUUGGAGAGUGUGAUUCUGAAGAGUCUCUGGAGGCCAUUCUAUUUGUGGAUGGCAUCAUGUCUGACUUGAAUGAUUUCACCAGUUCUUGUUCCCCCUCACCAUCUGAGUUGUUAGACAGUGAACAAUGUCUCUCCCAUCUCACUUUUCCACUUGGUCUGCAGGACAGCACCACCAACAGUGAAUCUACCCAGAAUCUUCCAGUUAUAAAUAUGAAGAAACUCUCCAGUGUGUCUUUCCAGACAAAGGCUAGAAAGGCAGUGAGUGAAGCUCUGAGAUCUAUCAACCCCUUUACAAACAGCUUACUGGGAGACUCUGAAGCAUCUAAAUUGCUGGACACUUUUGUAACAGAUGUGGAGACUGUUGUUCAGUCCAUGCAGGCACAUGAAUCUGAAAAUUUCCAAAUUUCAAAAGUGAGCACCCUUUCUGCUGCUCGUAUUAUAUAUCAUAGAUUUCGAGAAAUGCUGAGGCGGUUUCUCAUUCCCUGCCAAGACAAUGUAAAGGUCAUCGAUGGUGUUACACCAAUACAUGAUGAGACUCUCAAACAGGCUCCUAGUGAAAGUUUAGAUUCUCAGGUGACUUGUAAUAGUGAUUCUCUUGAAAUCCAAGCGGACCUUCAAGCCUGUACUAAGGAGGUCAUUAGUCAAAUCCUCACUGUGUAUCACUCUGAGGAAUCCAUGGAGGAAUGUUUCUCUAGCCUAAAAGGAGAUACAGAAGACCUGUCCAAGCUUUUGGAUGCCGUUGUUUCUCAGAUUGACGUCCUUGCCGCCUCCAAAUCAUAUUUAUCUGUUGAUGACUAUGCUGUCAAUACACAGGACAAUUUGCAUGGUGAGAUCAACAAUGAUGAGGAGGAGGCAUCCUCUAGAAGUCUUAAAUCCACAGCCUUUGACAAACUAUGUACUGAGGAGUUUCAAACUAAAGCCUCACAUAUGGCUGGUGGGAUCCUUCAAUCAGGGUUAAUUGGCAUUGUAAAUACCAGCCUUGAUGGUAGAAGUGCAGACAUUUGUGCAGAGUCCAGUAAUGAUGGUGAUGAUAGAGAUGUCAAAAUCCUUCAGAAGAGUGGAACUCCACCUUUGUUCACCUCUUCUCUGCACACCAAUUCUGCAGCAUCCAACAUCGUCAUAAGCAUCACUAAAGACCUUAAUAGCUUCACCCAGAUGACUAAAAUGUCUGAUGCUUCAGUGUCUGGCCAGUUAGAGAGAUCCCUGUCAGCUUCAACCCUUCCUAUCAGUGUUCACAACGGGGCCAAUGUGAAAGGAAAGAUCAUUUGGCCAGGCACUGUUAACCUGUUCAACAAUGUGUUCACCAAGGUCAAGGAUUUUUUUGCCCAGCAACAACCGGUCCUCCUAGACAAUGUGGUUGAGGCCCCCAAACAUGCCGAAUCCAUAUGCAGAACAGCUACUUCUACACAAAUGACUUACAGUGAACAUGAAGGCAGCCAGACAAGCAUGGUAAAUUAUUCCAAAGCCUUAAUUAGUCAGACUCUGAUGACAAUCCAGAGGAGAGUGUCUAUGUCAGAGAGGAUGAGCACUUCAGAGAAAGGCCUCUUGACUCGUUCCAUUGUGCGCUCCAUGUUGGAGGAUGUUGACAUGGUGAGAACUGAUGGACACGAGAUACACCGGCCAUCCUCCUCAAAGUCCUCCCUGUCCAUCACCUCUGCCAUGACCAGAGGGUCUCAGAGUGAUUUUACAAAUUCUCUUCCAGGCACUCCAGUCCCCAAUGACUGGCCUGUUGAAAUCUAUUGUCCUAUCAUUAGGAAUUCGGUCAUUGAUAUGAGUGACUCCUCAACUCAUUCACAAGGGUCAACAAAUUACACAAGGCAAACCAUCUCUGCCAUAGUUGACACUGUUAUGGAGGUCAUUCAAGAGAAGAUACAGAACACAUAG